Staurois parvus is the source of this 477-nucleotide messenger RNA. The record is from the annotation of a GenBank genome assembly. Lineage: Eukaryota; Metazoa; Chordata; Amphibia; Anura; Ranidae.
GUAAUGUGUUCUGACAGUGAAGAGACUUCAAUGCUGCCAGAAUACACUGAUCAUCUGCCCAUACAUGGAUCGGAAAUUCAACCGGUCAUCUCCUGUACUAUGUCUGCAGUCUCUGGUCAUCCCCUGUACUAUGUCUGCAGUCUCUGGUCAUCUCCUGUACCGUGUCCGCAGUUUCUAGUCAUCCCCUGUACUGUGUCCGCAGUCUCUGGUCAUCUCCUGUACUGUGUCCGCAGUCUCUGGUCAUCUCCUGUACUAUGUCUGCAGUCUCUGGUCAUCCCUGUACUGUGUCCACAGUCUCUGGUCAUCCCUGUACUGUGUCCGCAGUCUCUGGUCAUCUCCUGUACUGUGUCCGCAGUCUCUGGUCAUCUCCUGUACUGUGUCCGCAGUCUCUGGUCAUCUCCUGUACUGUGUCUGCAGUCUCUGGUCAUCCCUGUACUAUGUACGCAGUCUCUGGUCAUCCCUGUACUGUGUCCGCAG